Ambispora gerdemannii is the source of this 918-nucleotide messenger RNA. NCBI's taxonomy places the organism in Eukaryota, Fungi, Glomeromycota, Glomeromycetes, Archaeosporales, Ambisporaceae. The record is from the annotation of a GenBank genome assembly.
AUGGAGUUGCUUUACGCAAUUGUCGGGAAAAAUAUGUUUAAUUACGUCAUUCUCGCAAUUUUAUUAUUUUCGGUCCGAAAAACAACAUCUUCACCUCCGACCUCAAUUAUACCCCCAGUUGAUCCAACUAUACAAAAACUCAAACAAGAUAUUUUAUCUCUGCAAAACGAAAUAAAUAAAAUGCGCACGGAGGCGGAAUGGAAAAGUGAAGCCCGAACAUCCGCAACAAGCCACAGAUCCGAAUAUCCCGUUGAAAUCGAAACUCUCUGGGUCGAAUUUACCGUCCUAUUUGACGAGAGAAGAAAAAGAGAAAAACGCUCUCCCACGAAAAUGUACAAUGUCCUGUCCGAAGAAAUAGGCCUCAGCCCAUCCACACUUGCAAAAUUCUAUCAGCAUCAAAAAUCUCCUCAAAGAACUUCACUGGAUAAAAUUGAGAAUUGGAUCGAGAGAGAAGGAAAAAAGAAAGAUACUUACUUUGGUAGUAGUAAUGAAUUCAAUGAUGAUAGCUACUAUGGUAUGAAAGGAGGGCCUGCGAUGGUUCUCGUAGACUUUGCCAAGGAAGUUAAGGAGAAAAAAUUGAGGGCUUUUUCAUCAUACCGCAGUCUGAGAGAAGUGUUAUUAAAAUAUGACCUUGAUAGUGAUGAUUUUAGUCCAGUUGAGAAAUUACGGGACAUUACUCGUCGACAGCUUAGAAAGCAUGCGGAACGAAUACGUCGUGGCUUUAUUACAUUCUGCCCUCCAUAUCAUAUGAGACGACACACAAAAGGAGUUUAUCCAGAACAGAUCUCACAAGGUAGCAAACGAUCAUACAUCAUCGAAUUCACGGAUGAAGCUUUAAUUGAGGAUUCGGAGGAAUAUCACACAUUGUGCAAGAGCGUGAAAAAGGAUCGAGGAAUACCGCGCCAAAAAAUGAUAUAA